Molecule: messenger RNA, 892 nt
Organism: Lingula anatina
Lineage: Eukaryota; Metazoa; Brachiopoda; Lingulata; Lingulida; Lingulidae
Product: ciliary microtubule associated protein 1A
Source: RefSeq, a predicted model, not a curated record
GCGGAACUGACAGGGUUGGUUGGAACGGAGGCAGGCCAAUUUGUGGAGGAUUUUUUUUCGUUUACACAGUACAACCAGCACAAGUUGCCACUGGUGAAAACGAAAAGAGAGAAUCACUCAAGGAAGAAAUCUCGUCCCUCUAGUCAUCAUGCCUCAAGGCUCGCCCAACCCAGCAGAGAUUCGGAUAGCAGCUGCGUACGGAGGUCCAGGUCCCGCCUAUAUGUUGCCUCCAACCAUCGGGGCCAACGGUCACGAUCCAACCAGAGUCAAGAACCCAGGGUAUUCAUUUGGACAGAAGUUUGCUCCUAAUACGGACUGCUCCCCGGGACCUAUUUAUCAUGUGAACCCCUCCCUCACGCGAAGAGGAGGCAAUGGAAACCCCAGAUAUUCGUUCGCUGGGAGACAAAAGGAGCUAUCUAAAUUCCAUACUCCGGGUCCAGGUGCAUACAACUGCGACAAAGUGAAGCCCGUGAAAGAAAGGAAAGCACCUGCUUACUCCAUCGGCCUGAGAACCCGAUAUCGACCCACCGACAACAUCCCAGCUCCAAACUCCUACUCUGUUCCAUCCACUCUCGGAUCAAAAGUGCCUGACAAACGCGGAAAUCCGAGCUUCACCAUGACGGCACGAAACGCCAAUUCUUACGACACGAAAACCCCAGGACCGAAUCAUUACAAGAUUGUCGACGCGAGCGUGUAUAAGAAACGGCCCGUGCAUUUCAGUCUGAAAGGGCGCACUUCCCAGCCUGGGGACAAGACACAGAAGCCAGGACCCGGGGCACACAAUCCGCAGUUAGUGACUGUGCACAUGAAAUCUAAUCCAAAAUUCACGAUGGGAACUCGGCACUCUCAGUUCGUCAUGCCUAUGAUCACAUUGGCGGACGUGUCAGACUAA